AUGGUCAAAUUGAUUUCUGACAGAGUUUUUGUUGUAUACUGUUGUUUGAGGAAUGUGCAACAAGAAUUAGAUCUAGGCUAUCCAAAACGGUCCAGUAUCACCCCAAUCUUGUUGCUUGAUCAUAAGUUGACAAAAACGUCAGAUAAUGGGGAUGAAAUUUCUGUUCAUCCAGAAAACAUUCAUCUGCUAUUUCUGGGUGCUUGUAUAGAUUUGCUGGCCACAUCAUCAAAGACGCCGUCGGAAUGGUUUUACUUUCAAAAAGAUCAUUCUUUUUGGUCACGGAUUCAGGCAUUGAUGGAGGAAUUGAAGAAUGAAAUCCCAGAGCUUCAAUAUGAAACAUCACUGCAAGACGAAAGACUCUCAUCGGAAUUCCUGUUAACUAAAUGGAAAAAUUUAUUUAUGGAUACACUCUCACGGAUUUCUAAUUUUUCUCCAACAAAAUGUUAUGAACCUUCAACACAUGCUUCAGUCUCACAGAUGCGACUUUUUCCACCAUAUUAUCUUCUUGACUUUGUUGACAUUUUUGUUCCUCAGACAUCUCCGACAACCUUAAGUGAGUUUGCAAAACCUGAUCACUGGAUGCUUUAUGGGCAACCACUGUGGGGAGCUUUAGUACAGGCACAACAAACCAAAGAAGAUCUGAAAAAUAAAUAUCCACUGUUGGAUAUUUUACUAAUGGCUGCUGGUAAACUUAUUGGUGGAGUUGAUUUUCAUAAUUGGUUUUCAAAUUAUAAGAUAAAAAAUGAAAGAGUUACACCCUUGGUUGCUAUUGCUGUAUUGGGUCAGAGAGUUGCACUCAACAUAAUACCACAGUCAGAGAUUGCAAUGGAAUUAGUAGCAAGUGCUAUUACUAUGCGAGUUUGUCUACAUAUUACAGAAGAUCGUGGAACUAUCCUAUCAACAUACUUGUCUGAGCCAACUUUAAGUGAGGCUGCUGCAUAUAUCAUGAACAUUGACAAUGGGUUACUUGUACCAGAUCUGCUGACUAUGUUAAUCAAUAGUAUCAAAGAAGGAGUUGCAGAGGCCAGUUAUCAUGGUGAAUUAGUAGCACGUUUUCUCUUACUUUUGGCAUAUGAUUAUGCCUAUAGUCAGUUUAUAGCAAAUGUGUCAUAUUUUCCUGGCUAUUAUUCACAAGUCAUCACUGUGCAACAAUUCUUGCAGGCCUUACUGGAUUAUGAGACUUUUAACCUAAUUGCAACAGAUAUUUCCACCAGUAAACCCAAUACAUCAGCACCACUAGGUGAAGGUUAUAUACAGUUCAAUCACUUUGUUUCAAUAACCUACACACCUUCAAGAAAGCAAUUGUUGAAAUUCUUAGAACGAGGAGCUGCUGUAUUAUGCAAACAUAACCAAUGUGGUGUAGACAUUAUCAUACCAGUGUUACUAGAGCCUGGAGGAAGGAUGAAUAUCAAUAAUAUAACCUACAUUCUUGUGCAAGUCAAAAACUGGAGACAUACACCAUCACAACAUCAAGUCCAAGAAGCUUCAAGAAUGAAACUCUCACCUGAGUUUGCUGGAAUUACCACACAACAUUUAUUACCUUAUUUGUCUCUCUAUUUGCAACUGGGUGGUGAGAAAUGCACAGCACACAUUGUGGAAGAUAUUGGUAUUUUACCAGAAGUUGACCAACUGCAUAAAUUAGUUUUAUCAGAACCCAAUUUAUUGAAACGUCCAGCUGACAAUGCAGAAAUUCCCUUGAAAAGAGUCAAAAUUGGCAGAAAAAAACGCUAUCCAUCAGAUACAUCAGUUUUUUCUGUGAUAUGUCAGACUUUCCAAGUGUCAUUAGCUGUUUAUGGUCUUGGAAAAGAGGUGUAUGCUUGUUUCAAUCAUUUCACAGCCAUUGAGACCCAAACACAGAUUUUAACAUCUCUGAGAAAGCUCUUGGUUGCCUGGCCUGAUGCAGCUGAACUUGAGAAUGAUAGUAAACAUGUACAACAUAUGCAACCAUUAGUAUAUGUUGAUGCAGUCAAUAAUAGUGACAAUAAUAUUUUGUAG
Molecule: messenger RNA, 1995 nt
Organism: Paraglomus brasilianum
Lineage: Eukaryota; Fungi; Glomeromycota; Glomeromycetes; Paraglomerales; Paraglomeraceae
Source: the annotation of a GenBank genome assembly